Pomacea canaliculata is the source of this 1585-nucleotide messenger RNA. RefSeq lists its product as uncharacterized. The record is from RefSeq and is a predicted model, not a curated record. Lineage: Eukaryota; Metazoa; Mollusca; Gastropoda; Architaenioglossa; Ampullariidae. The coding region runs from base 175 to 1212 and encodes 345 amino acids. The transcript has 7 exons.
CUCAUACUGUAGUGUUGUUUUUGUUUUGUUUUUGUCGCCAAGUAGUAUAAAAAUCGAGCCGUUCCGCUGUCGAGAACAGAUCCUGAAACGAGGGAAGCAAAGACAAGUCUGAAUCUCGUGAAACCACGUCUACGGGAGAAACCCCGUGACACAGCAGAUUUCUUACAGACAACCAUGAGAGGGGGAUUUCUUUUUCUUCUAGCCGCAGUGGCUUUUGUCGGUGGGAGAGCGGCGUUCACCUGUCGCUCUGAGUAUGGCAACCGACUGGAGCAGUUUAACGGCUACAGAGCCAGGGUGGAGCUGCCCUGCAAGUACAAUGCCAUCAAGGAUCAGCAAUGCGGUGACUACAUCAUCAACGUCACCCCAGGUAUCACCUUUAACGGCGUGGAUUACCUCUCUGCCACGGCCUGGUUGGGUGUCAAGAGGAUCUCCGACGGCAAGUUCCUCGAGUUCCGCACCAGCUACAAGAUCGCCGGCAAAUACCUGACUGAGUUGAAAUGCGAGGGGUCGACAACCCUUCUGCCGAUCGUGAAGAAGGACGGCGAUCUUGAGUUCGCCGACAUCUUUAACUACACUCCCGAAGAUGACGGCCUUGGUGUGGUCUUCACUGAGAAACAAAAUACCUGGUCAUUCAGCUUCGGGCUGUAUCAGUUUAAAGGCAGUAGAUUCAAGUCUUCUGACUGGUCCUUCACUUGCAAUGAUGACAGCGUUCCACUAGUUCCGUAUCCUGAGCAGCUCUGUGGAAAUACCAGUAAAAACGUUCUGAAGGACAGGACUGCUGGCUUCACUCAAUGGUCAGACGACGUAGCCACUGUUUUGCUCGACGCACUCAAUAAUUCACAGACUGUCCAAUACGAGCAACUCGAAGACUUCUGCUUAGUCAGCCAGGACAAGCUCGUCAACCUCUGUCCCGACGACGCAGCGAGAGAAAGGACCAUCGCCGCGUGCUGGAUGAUCGUGGGUGAGAAAGGUCACCGCAAGUGUCUGACCAAGUACACCUUCCCACCCAUCGAAAUCUUUGCCAAUUGUGUGGAUUGGAUGUGUAGUGGAGCACCACCCAAGGACCCAAAUAAAAGCUGUGACAAGGUGGCUGAAGCCAUCGACGACUGUCGCGAGUUUCCGAUUCUGACGAGCCUGGUGAAGGCGUCCAAGUGUUACAGCGGCCUCACGUACCGACUGAAGGACGACAGCGAGGGUGACAGCUGUCCCUAAACCGUUGAAGUCACAACAUUUGGCAGCGAUAAUGUCACCCAAAUUUUAAUUGCAUUAGUGUAUUUUAGCUACAAUUUUUCAUCUCUAAAAAAAUCUACGCUUUUGAUUUAGAUGAUCAUGUUUUCUAAUCUGACAUACGUGUCAGCGUUUGCUGACGGUCCUUUUUCUCCAAAGAAGAGCAAAAGUUCCCCUGUUCUUAUUAAACAAGUCUCAGAGAAGAGCAUUGUACUGAGCAGUGUUUAUCCGGAGUACUUUAGCCCUGCAGUCGUGCUGAUUGAAAGUCUUAUGAGGGUGUUUUACUUUGAUGCUUUUGCUUUCUGAUGUAUGUUUACAGAAGUGCAUGCCUUCUGAAUAAAGUUAAUUGAUCUAUGAA